AUGACAGAAUCGGACUUGCUCCGGGACACACGUGGUCGCGGUGCGGACUCGGGCUUGCGGCGACCCGGUACUGGACGGCCGGUAUUAAUGGCGGAGACGACCAGCCGCAUGGGCGAAGCUGAAGCAGGACGACUCAGGCCGGAUUGCUUUCAGGAGGUAGUUGAGUUCAGUCGAGCGGAACCUGGCCUCAAGCCGGCCGUGGUGGCGGCCAGAAGACAGACGCGCCUCAACUCUGUUUUAGACGGUCUCAUGAAAAUCCGGUUGCAAGAAAGAGAAAGAGACAGAAAGAUAGAUGAAGUGAGAGAGAGUCGGCAUAGUCGAAAUGCAAUAAAUAUAGGCGAUGAGAGUACAAGCAUCAACCGACAACACCAGAUAGGGUCAACCUAA
Molecule: messenger RNA, 387 nt
Organism: Protopolystoma xenopodis
Lineage: Eukaryota; Metazoa; Platyhelminthes; Monogenea; Polystomatidea; Polystomatidae
Source: the annotation of a GenBank genome assembly